AUGGCGACCAUCAACCCUUCCUCCUGCCACCUUUUCCUCUUCUUCCUCCUCUCCUUCCUGAUUAUCCAGCCAGCCCUCACCCAGGACCCAUCCGUCACCACGGUGGCGGUAACUGAGGGUGACUCAUUCAUUGUCCCCACCACGCUGGCCAACCAGACGACCAGCAGCUAUGUGGAGACCACCCAGAACACUCCUCCAGAGACGGGGCUCUCAACGCCCUCCAGCGGCGGAGACGGCGAUGACGAGGACUCCCCUCCGUCUGGCGGGACACGUUGUCAGGGUUACUACGACGUAAUGGGCCAGUGGGACCCACCGUUCAACUGCAAUGCCGGCGUCUUUCUGUACUGCUGCGGUACCUGCUUCUACCGCUUCUGCUGCCAGUUCCGCCAGCAGCGGCUGGACCAGAGCAUCUGCUCCAACUACGACACCCCCAUCUGGGCCAACACCGGCAAGCCAGUGGCCACCAUCACCGAGGGCCAGGAGGACCAGGACCGGGACCGCACGCACCUCAUCGUCUACAUCAUCUGCGGAGUGGUGGCCAUCAUGGUGCUGGUGGGCAUCUUCACCAAACUGGGCCUGGAGAAGAGCCGCGGAGGAAGCGGAGCAGCAACGGGGGCGGCUCAGGCUGACCUCAACUCCAGGACUCUAACAGACCUGCUGAAGCAGCAGGGAGGUGAGGUGAGCUCAGUAGAAAAUGCCACGGCCUGUUCGCCCAGCGGAGGAAGAGCCAACGGCGUCUCAGCCAGGAUGCUACGCAGCAGGAGUGUUGCUGCAUGGACACAUAUUUUGGGCUGCACACUGACUCUCGUGGACUUUGAGGAAUGA
Molecule: messenger RNA, 825 nt
Organism: Stegastes partitus (bicolor damselfish)
Lineage: Eukaryota; Metazoa; Chordata; Actinopteri; Pomacentridae
Product: protein shisa-9-like
Exons: 3
Coding region: 1-825 (274 amino acids)
Biological process (GO): regulation of AMPA receptor activity; regulation of short-term neuronal synaptic plasticity
Cellular component (GO): postsynaptic density; postsynaptic membrane; dendritic spine membrane
Source: RefSeq, a predicted model, not a curated record